AUUAUUCCUAGAAAAAAUUUCCUAGAUUUUUUGACAGAAAGAUUUUCUGACAAUGGGAAAUCUACCAACAAGAUAUCAUCAAUAGUUAUAGUCUUCUUUCACAAGUAUUUUCUACACUCUUUAUCCUUCCAAUAAAAGGCCUAUAUAGAGACCAAACAUCAAAAGCAGAUAGAUCAAUCUAAGUAACAUGAUAUCUCUCUUCAACAAAGUCAACACAUCUUUGAGCUCUGGUUCCUCUUCAUCCAUGAAUGAGAAAGUAGAUUGGUCUGAACUCCCUAGAGAGCUAUGGCACAAGAUAGGAAAAUAUCUUGAUAAUCAUAUAGAUGUUCUUAGAUUUCGCAGUGUUUGUGAAUCAUUUCGAUCGUCCAUCCCUCCCUCUCUUCCAAAUUCUCCUUCUUUUCCUUUGCAAAUACCUCACCCUAUCUACAUCUCCCUGAACAACUACCUCAACCAAUCAACCAUUUAUCUUAUUCAACCAACUGAUGCAAGUUCCAACUCCAAUUUAGAACCUUCUCAUUCUUCCAAAGGUUGGUUGAUUAAGGUACAAGCAUCAAAGAAUCAACCUUUGAGUUUGUUGAGUCCUAUCUCCGACCGAAAAUUAUCAUACCCUCUUAGUAGUAACAACAGUUCUGUCAUUCUAUGGAACUUGAUGGAUUAUAGGGUCAUUGAGCUAUGCAAAUCAUAUACAAUCGGAAAGACUACACGGUUCUCUAGUUCUGUAAUCAAAGUUGUGAUCUAUCCUAACUUUCCUCUGACUAGUGUUGAGGAUUGUGUUUCUUGUUGUAUCUUUCAAGAGGGUAAAUUAGGACUCAUGAAACAUGGUGAUAAAAAAUGGAAACUUGUGGAUGACAAGAAUUUCUACUAUGAUGAUGUUAUUGUGUUCAAGGGUCAGUUCUAUGUGACUGAUAAAUGGGGAACUAUUUCAUGGAUUGAUGUUUGUUCUUUGAAGUUAAUACAAUUUUCGCCUCAUUUGUGCGGUUUUGGAAACAAGAAACAUUUGGUGGAAUCUUGUGGGAGUCUUUAUGUUGUUGAUAGAUACUAUGAAAGUAGUGAAGACAUGAGAAGGAAUUAUGCUGGAAGACACCGCCACAAUCGAGACGCUGUUGUGGAGUGUUUCAAAGUUUAUAAGUUUGAUGAAGAAUGCGGAAAAUGGGUUGAUGUUAAAAACUUGAGAGAUAGAGCUUUCAUUUUGAGCAAUAGUUGCAAUUUCUCUGUGUUAGCUAAAGAACUUAUUGGAUAUCAAUGGAAUUGCAUCUACUUUAGGGAUGCUUUUGAUGUGAGAAUGUAUAAUUUGGAUGAUCAUAGUGUCACUACUGUUGAUUUUAAUCCUUGCAUUGACAAGACUCUGUGGUCUCAUUCACCUUGGAUGAGAUGUUAGAGGACAUAACAGGUAUAUCAAUUCGUCGUUAUGGCUGAGACGGUGACCCAAUUGUUGUCAGUUUAAGUUUCAAAAAUAAUAAGGUAAAACAAAUAUUAGUUGAGUUUUGAAGUAUGAAUAAUGAAUAUCUGUCUUCUCUUGUUUUCUAUCAAAUUGACAUUGAUCGUGUCACUGUCUCAAACAAUACAACUAGGACGAUCACGAACUUCUACUUUGAAGGCCGGCGCCAGUCAUCGUUGAUGUGUCAAACAGUUUUCAAGUACUAAUCCACAGUGGAUCACAUAUCAUAUCACGAUAUUUCAUCAUAGAACUUACCUUGGACGACCUUCAUAAUUGAAAACUGAUAUUCUAUCGAAAUUUUCAAUCCCAUAAAGAAGUCUGGAAAAGGGUUGUAACUUAGCACAUAUAGUUGUAUUAGAGUCAGAAGAAAGUAGUAUGAAAGCAUCUGCAUUUUUUACCACUGCACUUAUUUGUAUAUUUUGAAAGGAAUUUUAUUGUUAAGCAUGACAGUGGAUAAUUAUGCUGCAUUUUCACAUUAGGUUGUAAUGACUACUAGCUGAUCCUCCCGAAGGCAUGAAGAGGCAAUCAUGCAUAAUCCUCCAAUAUGUUACUUCAAUUCAACAACACAAGACAAAUGGUUUGAUUCUCAUCACUUACCAGCAGCAUUCAAGACAAAGUUGUGCAUAACAAAUUAACUCCACCGCAAGUUCACACCAAUCAAUUUAAAUGAAUGCAAUGAUUUAUAAAACAAAAAAAACGCCCACCGUGGGGCUCGAACCCACGACCACAAGGUUAAGAGCCUUGCGCUCUACCAACUGAGCUAGACGGGCUAUUUAUUUUUUAGUUGAAAGACUGACUACUUGUUUUAUUCUUUUAUAAUAAUAAAAUUUCAGUUUGUCUUCCAACAAAUUAUAAAAAUGUAAUCUUAAUAUUCAACAAUUUAAAGAAUAAAUUUUAGAGAGUUU
Messenger RNA from Trifolium pratense (red clover), 2343 nucleotides. RefSeq names its product F-box protein At4g35733-like. NCBI's taxonomy places the organism in Eukaryota, Viridiplantae, Streptophyta, Magnoliopsida, Fabales, Fabaceae. Gene Ontology annotation, molecular function: protein binding. The record is from RefSeq and is a predicted model, not a curated record. The transcript has a single exon. Bases 188 to 1378 code for a protein of 396 amino acids.